AGCGAGGGUUGCGCGUGGCUUUUAAAAAUUCCCAGCUCAGUCCGUUACGCGCGAAAUAAACGGGAGGAUUUACCUACGCGCGGGAGUAAUCGCUUAGUGAAACAUGGUGCUGUCGUGUCGAUUUUACAAGGAAAAGUACCCGGAGGUGGAGGACGUGGUGAUGGUGAAUGUACGCAGCAUAGCCGAGAUGGGCGCGUACGUGCAUCUGCUGGAGUACAACAACAUCGAGGGCAUGAUCCUGCUCUCUGAACUCUCUAGGAGGCGUAUUAGGUCCAUUAACAAACUCAUCCGGGUAGGCAAAACCGAGCCGGUUGUUGUUAUUCGCGUGGACAAGGAGAAAGGUUACAUCGAUCUGAGCAAGCGUCGCGUGUCCGCCGAGGACGUGGAGAAGUGCACGGAGCGAUACGCCAAGGCGAAGGCUGUUAAUUCGAUCUUGAGACACGUGGCAGAGCUCUUGCACUACGAUAACGACGAUCAGCUGGAGGAGCUCUAUCAGAAAACAGCCUGGCACUUUGAGGAAAAGUACAAGAAGCAGAAGGCGUCCGCUUAUGACUUUUUCAAGCAAUCGGUGCUGGAUCCAUCCAUUUUGGCAGAGUGCGGCCUGGACGAAGACACGAAGGAAGUGCUGCUGAAUAAUAUCAAGCGAAAGCUCACUUCGCAAGCGGUGAAAAUUAGAGCGGACGUGGAGGUGGCGUGUUACGGCUACGAAGGGAUCGAUGCCGUGAAGACCGCGCUGAAGGCUGGCUUGGCUCUCUCCACCGACGAGCUUCCCAUCAAAAUUAACUUAAUUGCUCCUCCAUUAUACGUCAUGACAACGUCUACACCGGAGAAGCAGGACGGCUUGAAGGCGCUGGGCGACGCCAUCGAAGUCAUACAGAGUAAGAUAACGUCGCUCGGUGGUGUAUUCAAUGUUCAAAUGGCGCCGAAAGUCGUUACCGCGACGGACGAGGCGGAAUUGGCGCGGCAAAUGGAACGAGCGGAGCUCGAAAACGCGGAGGUGGCUGGCGACGACGAGGACGAGGUGGAAGGAAUGGAGGGCGAUUUCAGUAACGGCGAGGGCGGCGAGCGGAACAGCAAAGGCUUCGAACAGAACGGCAAAGCGCUCGAUCAGAACGAUAAAGAAGAUGUGUCCGACGAAGACAAUUGAAUAUAUACAUACGCAUAUACAUAUAUAUAUAUUUGUCAGAAUAAUAAAGUACACAUUCGAUUAAUUAGCGGAUACUCGCAUGUGUUUUUUCAAUUGCAGUUAGAAGCUUAAUAAAAUGGCUCUACUGCCUCGCCGGGGAGACACGCCAGCAUGACUUUUCGCCGAGUACGAGCGUGAGAGUUGUAAAAAAUAAAUUACUGUAACUUAUAUAAAACUUAUAUAAAAACAAAAUUUUCUACUGACUUGGUAUACAAUAAAUGAUCUCAAGACA
Molecule: messenger RNA, 1418 nt
Organism: Vollenhovia emeryi
Lineage: Eukaryota; Metazoa; Arthropoda; Insecta; Hymenoptera; Formicidae
Gene: eIF2alpha
Product: eukaryotic translation initiation factor 2 subunit 1
Exons: 6
Coding region: 104-1147 (347 amino acids)
Cellular component (GO): eukaryotic translation initiation factor 2B complex; multi-eIF complex; eukaryotic translation initiation factor 2 complex
Molecular function (GO): RNA binding; ribosome binding; translation initiation factor activity
Source: RefSeq, a predicted model, not a curated record